Oryzias melastigma (Indian medaka) is the source of this 3296-nucleotide messenger RNA. RefSeq lists its product as uncharacterized. Bases 399 to 2333 code for a protein of 644 amino acids. NCBI's taxonomy places the organism in Eukaryota, Metazoa, Chordata, Actinopteri, Beloniformes, Adrianichthyidae. The record is from RefSeq and is a predicted model, not a curated record. The transcript is spliced from 5 exons.
GAGAGUCUGAAUUGGGCCUGAGUGUUACUCAAGGCCUCUGGCUGUGGAGCCUGUGGUAAAAGUGUCAUGUAAAACCUUCUCUGUGACCUCAGGCAAUAAAUAGAACGCGGUGGUAAACUAUAGCAGCAGCGAUGUGUGUCUGUACAUGAGUGUGUGGGAGGGGGUACAGCCACUCCCCUUCGCUUGUCCUGAAUGGACAAUCACACCUUCACCGGUCUACGCCCCCUCCCUCCUCCUCCUCAGAGUUCUGGGUGCUGCUCCUGUGACUGCAGCAGCGCCACUGAGCCGUCUGGAGUAGAUCAGCGUUCCCUCUCAGGAUUCUUCACCCCCCCUGGCUCUUUGGAUUCUACCUCUUUGCCUGCCUGGAACACCGUGUCCUGGCUUUAAGAAAACCAACGAUGACAGCCAAACACCGCAAAGGAAAGAACAGCCCGAAACCAGAGGACAACUUCUUCAAAAACGAUGUUAUGGAAACAGAAGUUCACUCUGGAGGACAUAACUACACCCUGCUGCUGGUUCUGGUCCUGGGCUCUGUGAUUGCUGUUUUCAUGGGUGUGUGGUUCUUCUUCCAGCAGCACCAAACUUUAACCCACUUAUCAGACAGUCUCACGGGCAUCCAGAUGAGGAUCUCAAAGCUGCAGUCCUCCCACGAAGAAAUGCGGCUGUCUCACAGCAAGCUGCAAAGUUCAGACACUGUGGAGACUCGCUUGAAGAUCCUGGAGGAUUCUUACGCGUCGGCUCAGAAGCAGGUUGGCAUGGCGAUGGCCACAGCUGAGCAGCUCAAGAUGUCGGACUUGCCCGCUCAGGUUCUGUCCCUCCACACGGAAAUGAAAGCCCGUCUGAUGGAGAUGCAGCAAGCCACCGUGUCCCUCGAGCAGAUGAGUCAGCUGCAGAGCACGCUGAGCGGGAAGAGCGAGGAGUUUGAGGGGGUCAGAGUUCAAGUGGAGGGUCUGGCCACAGUGAGCGGGGAACUCUCUCGGAAGGUGGAGGUCCUGACCGGCAGCCUAGGAGAAUUAGAGUCAAAGCUGGAAGAGAAAGCUGGUCAGAUUGACAUAUUGAGUUCCUCCCUGGAUGCACAGGCGACAGAGGUGCUCGGGUUAAAAAGCCAACUGGACACAUACCAGGCCCAGCUGGACGCCAGCAUGCUGGAGGUCACUACAGUCAGGGAGCCGACCGAGAAAGAACAGCAGCUCAGUGAGGAGGAGCUCUUGGAAACGCUUGUGGAAGGCGCUCCAGCCUCUGUUGCAACUGAGGAGGAAGAGGAUGCUGGAGAGCAAGACGUUGUUUCUUUAGAAUUUGGAAAAGAUGGAGAAACGGUUACUGCAACUGAGAGGACAGAGAGGGAUGCAGAGGAACAGGAAGUGGAGAGUGAAGUGCAACCGGAAGAGAAUGCAACAGAAGCUGAAGAGGAAGGGUCGGAAAAGAAAGAUGUCGUUGGAGAACAAGAGGAAGCAGGAUCAUCUGAGCAAGCAGCUCAAUACAAAGAGGAAAUGAAAUCUGUUGAAGGAGCUCAAGAGGAAAGGGAAGUAAUAUCUGCCGAAAAAUUACCAGAGGAAGAAGUGGAAGAUGCAGAAAAAGAUCCCGGAAAAGAGGAAACAGAAGGCAAUGUAGCUAAAGAGGAAGAGGAAACGGAAGCAGUAGAAGCAGAUCAAGAGGAAGAGGAAACGGAAGCUCCUGCAGUUGUUCAACAGGAAGAGGAAACGGAAGCUCCUGAAGUAGCUCAAGAGGAAGAGGAAACUGAAGUUUCUGUAGCAGCUGAAGAGGAAGAGGAAACAGAAGCUCCUGAAGCAACUCAAGAAGAAGAAGAGGAAAUGGAAGCUACUGAAGCAAAUCAGGAGAAUUCGGAAGUGAAUCUUGCAGCUCAAGCUGAUGAGGAAGAAACUUCUGAAACAGCAAAGGAAGAAGAAGCUGCAGAAGAGCGGGAGGAAGCAACCAUUGCAGCCGAGGAGGAAGUUUCACCAGCAGCUGAGCAGCAAGCAAGCACAGAAGAAGAGGAGCAACUUCCUUUAGCUGAAGAGGAAGAAGGAGCAGAUGUUCUGGAGGAUGAAAGCUCAUCAGCAGAUGGCUCCACUUCCAUGAAACAAGAGGAAAAUGAACCUGAAAAGGCAGCAAUUGAGGAUGAGGCUGAAGAGAAGACUCUGACAGCUGAAGAGUCAGAGAUCCAAGAAGCAGAGGCGGACGAAGACGAAACAGUCCAGCAUGAAAACCAUGAACUUGAAUUGGAGGAACUUCAUUUGUUUGAGGAAAAACAGUCGAAUGAAGAAAGUGAGGAUGAGCCAGAGGAAGAGGACAAGACCACACAAGAAGAUGAAGAUUUACCAGAAGACAAAUAGCAUCUCUGCACACAAAGGGACUGUUUUUAUGCUGGAAAUGUCCAUGAAGGACGGGACUUUCUCAGACCAAAAGCUGCCAGAACUAUGAGACAACAGAGGCAUGAAGUCUGAAGAAGAAAACUUACUGUUGAAGGGAAAAAAACGAGCUGCAUCAAACAAAGCCUUUUUUUUUUUAAGAACUCCAGGGAAUUCUCUGCAAGUUUCUAUGAAUAAAAGGUCUGAAGCUGUGAAAGGUUUGUGGAGUGGAGGCAGAGUGACUUCUUUAAACAUGUUUACACAUGGAUUUAAUAUGUUCCUGAAUACUCUUCUGAAAUUUCUGCAGAUUUGGACUUAUUUUUUCUUUUGCCGUUAUAUUUCUUGUAGCUUAGAUGAAGUUCUACUCAGUAAGAUUUGGGUACUUUUUUUUGCAUUUCCACUCUGACAAAAUCCCGUUUCAGUUAUUUUUUUGGAGACACUUUAAUAAUGAACUGUUUGGUUUCUUUCUUAAAAUGCUGUAAAAUGACAGUUUUCAUAAGAGUUUUAUGUGAUUUGUAUGUUUUAAACGGGAAAACGAGGCACCUCAGGGAUAUAUUUUACCCACAAAAAGUGAGAAUUUUACUACAUAAAUAAAUCACGAGAAGCUUAAAUCAAUAUUUUUUCACACAUAAAAUCAAGAGGACAAAGUAUUUGAUCAAUUUGCAAAUGCUGAGUCAGAACAUUUUUAGAUGUUGGAGUGCCAAACUGUCAGGAUCACUUUAAAUUUCAGGUUAGUAAAAAAAAAAAAAAAAAAAAAAUUUGUAACGUACCGAAAAGUUUUCAGCCUCAGGUCCGAUUUCAGAGUUUGACAGAAGAAGACGAAGUCUUCACAUUGAGAUUCUCUGAUUUUUAAUGUUUUUAUGAUUGCUUAAAAGGAAAAAAACUCUGCUGUCAACAUAUCUUGUUUCCUGGUUUUACAAUAAAUUCCGGUGCACUACCUUUUCUAUA